Molecule: messenger RNA, 2560 nt
Organism: Chelonus insularis
Lineage: Eukaryota; Metazoa; Arthropoda; Insecta; Hymenoptera; Braconidae
Exons: 9
Coding region: 734-1837 (367 amino acids)
Source: RefSeq, a predicted model, not a curated record
CGCGGACUUCUCUUCUUCAAAAACAUUAUGUACAUAGUAAAGAAUUCCAAGAAAAUAACUCGAAAUCUUUAUCUGAAAGAAAUGUAACAUUAAAUUCUGCAAAUAAAGUUACAAAUCAAGCGCAAUUCUAAUUAGUCCAAAAGUCAAAGGAGAUUUAUAAUUCUAUAUUCACAGAAGUGUCAUGUUCUUGAAAUUUUCUAUGCGCGUAGUAUUUUUUUGUUUUUUAUUGCUUGAAUCUGAAAAAUAAGAAUAAAUGUUAUAUUUUAAUUAUUUUUUUAACAAACUCGUAAAUUUUCUCGAAAUAGACAUUAAAAAAAUAGUCAAUAAAACGCAACUGUGAUUAUAAUAAAACUGUGAUUUUAUAUAUAAAAUUAUUAGUAUUAGAAGAAUCUUCACAUUGUAACUAACAUCAUUAUUACGAGCUCUUUACAGAAAAAAAAUGAGUACAACUAAUCGUACAUGCAAUGAGUAUAUAAGUCCACGAUAAUUGGUUUCAAUAUAGAGACUCAUACUCGUUUACAGUAGAAAUACCAAUUUUUCAUUCGUUGCGUAAAGAUCUUCAGAUCAACAGAAUAAAGUCCAGCUUAUAAGUUUUUGAUGUAAAAUAUUGACCAUUUCCAUUAAUUUUUUUUCCUUUGUCAUCAAACGAUCUUUGUGUCACAGAAGCAUAGAAAAUAUCAUCAGUCAUUACAAUUUUACAUUUAUACUCAUUGUCAAAGAAAAUAAAAAACGAAUGUAUAGUCAUAAAUAUGGAUACAUCUACAUUAAUUAUGAGAAUUAUGUGUAUAACUUUGACAAAAGAUACGAAAAUAAAAAUCCAAAGCGUUUUACAUGCAACGCAAAAUCAACGAAAUAUCAAUGUCCAGUAACAGCUUGGUGUUCAAAUGAUGGUACUGUAAGAGUAGAAGGUACACAUUACCAUCCAUUACCUACUGGACACCAUCGAGCACCAGCUAUCGCUGAGAUUAAAGGACAGGCUAAUGGAACUGAUGCAUCACCCAAUGAAAUAGUCAAUAAUGUUUUUAUGGGUCAUCGUGAUAUUGCACUUUAUAUGCGAAUAGAAACAGCGCGGAACCAUGUUCAUCGCGAAAGACGGAGGUAUCGACCACCAUUGCCGCAGUCAUUCGAUCAGCUGGAUUUAGUUUUGUCCAAUUAUAGACAAGUGCAAAAUAUUUAUCAAGGCUUUGUUACUGGAGCUGAUGGUUCAAUUGCGUACAUCUUUGGUAGUAACGUAAUGAUUAAUAAUUUAGUUCACGCAUCAGAAAUCCAUAUUGAUGGCACUUUCCAGUCAAUACCUGACAGACCACGGGCAGAACAAUUAAUAAUCAUAUUAAUGAGGCAUAUUGGUAUUGGCAUUCCUGUAUUAUUUGCUUUGACGAAUCACAGAACCCAGGUAAUCUACACGGAAAUAUGGAGAUGGUUACUCAGAAAAUUACCAGGAUUGACAACAAAUUUAAAAUACGUAAUAUCUGAUUACGAGGCUGCGCUAAUGUCAUCAGUAAGAGCAGCAAUGCCUUGGAUAGAACAUAGAGGAUGCUGGUUUCAUUUUGCGAGAGCAGUAACAAGAAAAUGGACUCAGUUACAAUUGCCUCGAAAUGGGGAAAAUUGUUAUUUGCUUCAUUUAGCAUGGGUGUUACCCCUACUUCCAGCAAUUUUUUUUGAGGAUGCCAUCGAUUAUAUGGAUAAUCUAUCAACGGAUUUACAAAAUGAGAAUCAAAAAUACACUGAUUUUCUUUUAUAUUUACAUACAUAUUGGGAACCUAAAGCUCAUGUCGUGUCUGUAUUGACACAGCUUGGCGAACUAAUAAUGUUGCGGAAGGUUUUAACCGUCAUUUGAUAAAUAAAAUGGGCGGUAAACAUCCUUCAUUACAUAAAUUUUUAGGUCGAUUGAAUAAUAUAAUACAAAAUAGUGAAAUCCAAUACCAAAAAAUUAGUAACGGAUCUUAUAAAGCUAUAUGCUCUCGAUGGAUUGAACAGAUAAUUAAUUUGUAUAUUAACAAUAUACAAGAAGCUUUACGAAUGGGAAGGAUAUCAGUGUCACAGUUUUUGUGGGCAGCAGUUCGACGGAGAAGAUUAAAUAUGAAUUAAGAAAUGCAGUGCGUUGACGUUUAGAAAUAAGUUUUGAAGGCGUUUAUUCGUUUGUAAGAUAGACAAAUGUAUGUUAAUUCAGAUCAUUUUAAUAGAAAAUAUGUAGAGAAGUUUUACUUUGUAGAUGCCCCAUGUGCUGAAGCAAAAAAUUAUUUCUUACUUUCAAAAACAAUCAAAGAUUUUCAUAAUUUUACAAUGCGUUCUUUCGAUUAUAAAUUUAAAAAGAAGUUCUAUACAAACGUUACAAUACAUGAUAUAGGAAUGAAAGCUUGAGAUGAUAAUUAUAUGUUAGAAAAUGAAAAGAAAAAAUGAGGAAAAAAAAGAUUUUAAUAAAUUUUUUACUGCGCUUGUUUUGGUUUAUAGUUGAAAAUCAAAGUUUAACUUUAUGUGGUAAAAUAAUGAAAGAAAUAAAAAAAGAAAUGUUUGAAAAUCAGAUUCUGAUGUUUGUUAGAAAGAAGAAUUUAAAAUUAUA